CUGUGAUAUUGUCGAUAUUUCGAAAAAAAGAUUGAACGUGUAGUGUUACUUGAAGAUUUAUCGUGCGACUUCAAAUUUUUUGUCUACAAUAUUUGUGACUAUGGAGAUUCAGGAUAUUUAAUAAUAAUAAUAAUAAUUUGUAUGAAGAAAGAAAAUUGUUUGUAACAAAAAAAUAAUGUGGUAAAAUUAUGGACGACCGGUUACAUCCCCUCAUUCGUUUUCAGUUCGCUUAAUCUCCUCAAUCUCCUUUAGUUAGUCGAUAAAACAGAAAAUGUUAGGAAAAAUUACGUUUUCGUAAUGUACAUACCGACAAUGCGAACGUAGAUUUUCGCGGCUUGUACAGGUUGGAAGAUCAUCAUCCAGAAACGCGAGUAGUAGAUCUGUUGUUAGUAGGAAUUAUCAACUGUAUGGAGAUUUAUCGGAGAAAAAUUAUUAUUUGAACUAUGGAUUCUCCACCUGCUUUGGAAACUGUCUAUCAAGCUGUAUAUUCUUUAUACAAUAAUUCUAAUCCAUCCGAUUCUGGGAAAGCAUCAUUAUGGCUUGGAGAAUUGCAAAAAUCAGUAUUUGCAUGGAAAAUAUCUGACGAAAUGUUGCAGCAAAAGAGAGACAUAGAGUCUUGUUAUUUUGCUGCACAAACUAUGCGUACAAAAAUACAAUUAUCCUUUCAUGAGUUACCCCUAGAAGCUCAUACUUCUUUGCGCGAUUCUUUGAUGGAACAUAUAUCACAAAUUAAUGAACACACCAAUUCUGCCAUUGUUACACAGUUAUGCUUAGCAUUGGCUGCUCUUGCGUUACAAAUGUCAUCCUGGCAGAAACCUGUUAUAGAUUUAAUUAACAGGUUCGGAGGAACAAGCAGCAGUCUUUGGCCAUUACUAGAGAUUAUGACUGUACUUCCAGAAGAAGUAAAGUCAAAAUCUCUUAGAUUAGGAGCCAACAGAAGACAACACGUAUUGGUAGAACUUAUUGCAACAGCUGAUACAGUUACAGAAUUCUUGAAAAUGUGUUUAAAAGAUGGGGGUGAUAAUGUACAAAUACGGGUUACUAUUCUUCGAUGUUUUACUAGUUGGAUUACUGUUCGUGCUAUACCUCUUCAGACUAUACCAACGAGCGAAGUUGUGACAUACGUGUUUCAAGUAUUGGGUAAUCAUAUGGCUGGUUCUCAAUUACAUGAAGCUGCUGCUGAUUGUAUGUGUGUUAUCCUACAAGCAUUAGAAGAAGAUAGUAAUAAUAGUCGAGAUAAUAAUAGCGAACCAAGUGCUCAAUUUCAACAAUUACAAAUGUGUCUUUUUAGUAAUGUAAUGGAUUUAGAACAACCAUAUCAUUUAUCUGUCGUUCACGAAGAUAUGGAAAAAUCUAUUAAUUAUUGUCGCGUUUUUACGGAAUUGGCCGAAACAUUUAUCGAUACUAUUAUAGAAGGUAGCGUGGAUAGAAAAAGUCAUUAUGCUAUCAAGAUUCUUGAUCUUGUUCUCAUAUGUCUUGGGCAUCACGAUUAUGAAGUCGCACAAAUAACUUUCCAUCUUUGGUAUCGAUUAUCGGAAGUUCUUUAUCAAAAAAAUGAUGAUGAGCUCAAUCUCGUAUUUCGACCGCACAUUGAACGAUUAAUCGGUGCUCUUUGUAGGCAUUGUCAAAUGGAACCAGAUCACCUUGGUUUAGUAGAAGAAGGUGGAGGAGGAGAAGAGUUUGCAGAAUUUAGAAAUCGCGUAUCAGAACUCAUAAAAGACGUAAUAUUUGUAGUUGGCAGCAGUCAUUGUUUCAGACAAAUGUUUUCUUCAUUAACAGGUGGUCCUGGUCCACAAGGACUACCACCCGUUCAAACUCCUACAUGGGAUUCUAUAGAGGCUGCCCUUUUUGUAAUGCAAGCAGUUGCUAAAAAUAUUCUGCCAGAGGAAAAUGACGUUGUUCCAAAAGUAGUUGAAGCAAUCCUUAAUUUACCAGAAAACACUCAUAUUGCUGUACGACAUACAAGUAUUCUUUUGUUAGGAGAGUUAUGCGAAUGGAUAGACAGUCAUCCACAAACGUUAGAACCAAUACUAAAUACUUUAUUGGCCUGUCUAAGUCAGAAAGGAUUAGGAACUGCAGCAUCCGGUGCACUUUUAAGCAUUUGCACUGCAUGUGCAAUACGUAUGGGACCACAUUUCCCUGGAUUGUUGCAAAUUGCACGCUCUCUUGACAGUUUUGGCAUAAGUAACGAUUCUGCUAUUGGACUGCUAAAAGGUACGGCAUUAGUUCUGGCAAGAUUACCAAGAGCAGAAAUUACCCCAGCAAUGAAAGAAUUAUGUUGGUUUCAAGCUAUACCACUUUGUGAAAUUCUACAAAAUAAAGUAUCAAUAGAAAAGGGAACAAAGACUGAUCCUGUGAUAUGGUUAGAUAGAUUAGCAGUAAUAUUUAGGUACACUAAUCCUCUAAUCCGGGAUACAAACGAACCACAUCCUUGUCAGAAUGUUGUUACUGAAAUGUGGCCAGUAUUGUCAAAUGUAUGUACAGAAUAUCAACACGAUGCAAGACUUAUGGAAAGAUGUUGUCGUUGCUUAAGGUUCGCUGUUAGAUGUGUAGGCAAAUAUUCUGCACAUCUUCUUGAGCCACUUGUAAAACAGAUUGUACAAUUAUAUUCCGCUCAUCAGCAUAGUUGUUUCUUAUAUCUUGGUUCCAUAUUAGUUGACGAAUAUGCUUCUGAAACGGAUUGUUUGCCAGGAUUAUUAAGUAUGUUGGAAGCUUUUAUUGGACCUACUUUUACAAUUCUUCAACAAGAUGACGGUUUGAAAGAUCACCCUGAUACUAUAGAUGAUCUCUUCAGAUUAUGUGCUAGGUUUCUACAAAGAGUACCUAUUCCUUUUCUACAUUCAUCAAUAAUCGGCAGUGUAAUUGACUGUGCUUUGAUGGCGUGUAGUUUAGAUCAUAGGGAUGCUAAUGCCUCAGUAAUGAAAUUCUUUUAUGAUCUUUUAUAUAGUGGUAGAAUGCUUCAGUCACAUCCUGAUUAUUCGAUACGACGACAAUUAGUGAGAGGAAUAAUAUUAGAAAAAGGUCAAACAUUAGUUAUGAGACUUCUUCAUGCUUCUGUAUUCUCUUUAUCUUCGUACAUGUUAUCCGAUGUUGCAGACGUUAUGGUUGAACUUAAUUUAGCCGAUAGGCAGCUUUCGUCAAAAUGGUUAGAAGAAGCUAUAAAAUCAAUGCCAACUCAAAAUGCGGAUGGAUCUCCUACGGCGACGAACGAACAACUUGUUGAAUUCCAUAAUACUGUUACAAGAGCUGAUACAGCUAAACCUGUGACAGUUGCCCUAAGAUACUUCGCGCGUUUAUAUCGUUGAUGCAACUUGAUUUUUUAUCAAUGAUUAACAAGAACUAAUAACUAGUAAAGUUCUUCCAAAAUGCAAUACCCCUAUGCAAUUACAAUUGAAAGUGAUGAGAACUUACAAGGGUGUUGUUAAUUGAGAAAGAGGGAUGGAAAGUAAGAAAUUUAUGUAUACAUGCGUCUAACUUGUCUCAACUAUAAGGGAAAAGAGAAAAAAAGAAAAAAGAAAGAAACAUUUUAAAUCAAAUUGUAAUACGCAAUAUCUCUUUUUAUUUUCCAUCUAAUUCGAAAAAGUCAUAGCCGUAUUUAAUUUUUUACACUUUGGAGACAAAGAUUUUAUAAUUAUAAUAUAACGAUUAACAUGAUACAUAAAUUGCAGAGUAUCUCAGUUAUGAAUUUAUUAACUCUCUAUAUCAUUAUUAUAUUUAUGAAAAACUAUGGAUUGAAAAUGUACAAGCGUAUGAUAUUGAAAUCAAUUUAUAUAAAAUUUUCUUUGAAGAAUAUACUCGAGUGAAAAUUCUUUCAUUGAAAAUUUAUGUAAGAUUGUAUUGAAAAAAAAAAUUUUUUGACGUUUCAUAUAAACAUAUUGAACUUCUUAAGAAAAAAAGAAAAGAAAAAAAACUGCUUAUUCUUUCUAUACGACUACAACAACUAUUUCAUAAAAAUUUCAAAGCGAUGCGGUAGAGAGAAUCUUUUAGAAAAAAUUCUUCCGUACUGUUUCUUUACAAUUAUGGGGUAUAAUGAUAAAAAUCUACACAGAAAAGUUUUAAUUUAAUGGUGUAUAAAAAUGUUAUUAUACUAAUAUAACAACUUCGUAUUCUAGUUCCAAACUAUUACUAUUACUAUUACUAUACAGAAAUAAAAUCUGUAUGUGUAACGACUGCUUUUCUGUGUAAUAAAAAUCAUAUUUAUAUAAGGAUAACGCAAUUAUAAAUAUAAUACACAUUUAUAUAAUAGAUAUAUAAAAAUAAGUCUAGAAGCUUACAUUCUUGAUAUAUUUAAUUUAACAAGCUAUAAGAGCACACUAUUCUUAAAUUGUACAGAUUGGUUACGAAAGCAAAGAUAAAGUUCAAGUUUGUCAUGGAA
This is a messenger RNA of Vespa mandarinia (Asian giant hornet), 4375 nucleotides long. RefSeq names its product transportin 3 (gene Tnpo-SR). The record is from RefSeq and is a predicted model, not a curated record. Gene Ontology annotation, cellular component: cytoplasm. Lineage: Eukaryota; Metazoa; Arthropoda; Insecta; Hymenoptera; Vespidae. Gene Ontology annotation, biological process: protein import into nucleus.